CCAAAACCGUCACCGCCGAGGAGCAAUCGCUCUCUGUCCGUCCGAUCGCCGCUGACAGCCGUCGUCCUCAAUGCACAUCAAGCAGAUAGCCAUCCAGGGCUUCAAGUCCUACCGUGACCAAACUCUUAUUGAGGAGUUUUCUCCCAGCCACAACGUCAUCGUCGGGCGCAAUGGAUCCGGAAAGAGCAAUUUCUUCUGGGCGAUCCGCUUUGUCCUCAGCGAUGCAUACAGCAACAUGACCAAGGAAGAACGGCAGUCGCUGCUCCACGAGGGCACAAGCGCCGUUAUGGCCGCCCACGUCGAAAUCAUCUUUGACAAUGCCGACAAUCGCUUUCCGACGGGAAGAGACACCGUUGUGCUCAGGCGCACAAUCGGUGCCAAGAAAGACGAAUACCAUCUCGACAAAAAAGUCGUUACCAAACAAGAUGUAAUGCAGCUGCUGGAAAGUGCCGGAUUCUCUCGAUCAAACCCAUACUACAUUGUCCCUCAGGGCCGGAUUACAAACCUUACCAAUGCCAAGGACUCGGAGCGCCUCAAUCUGCUCAAGGAAGUAGCUGGAACCAAAGUAUAUGAGCAGCGGCGACAAGAAAGCUUGAAAAUCAUCCAGGACACCGACCAGCGGCGCGCAAAAAUCGAUGACCUCAUGCAGGACAUCGAAACACGAAUGGCUGAGCUCGAAACGGAACGCGAGGAAUUGAAACAGUACCAAGAGCUGGACCGCGAGCGACGAUGUCUUGAAUAUACCGUCUACUCGCGAGAACAGGAGGAAAUCAACCACCAGAUUGCUUUGAACGAGAAAUCGAGAUCUAUCGAAUCCAUGUCCGCCAGUAGCCGUCAGCACCAAUACAACGAGCGCGAAAAGGAGAUUGCGGAAAUCGAACGACGCGUUCGCGGCUACCAACAACAAAUCGACCUGCUGGCAAUGGAGAAGCGGCAGCUUUCGGAAGCAAAGGAUGAACAGCUAAAGGCCAAAGCGCAAGUUGACCUGAUCGUCAAGGAUCUCGAGGAUGCUGUCAACAGUAACCAGUCCGAAAGUCACCAUCUACUGAACGAACUGGAGCAAGUUGAGCAACAAAUUGCCGAAAAGGAACAGGAACUUGAGGCGAUUGUCCCCAAAUACGACAGUAUCGUUGCAGAAGAGCGUCAUGCCAAAGCAAGACUCGAAGGGCUCGAGCUUGAGCGAAGUGCCCUCGUUGCAAAGCAGGGCCGUAAGGCUCAGUUCCGAACACAGGCUGAGCGUGAUCGGUGGAUAUCUGCCGAACUCAAGACGCUCAACGAAUCAAAAGCCCUCCAGCUCUCAGAUAAAUCAAGAACCGCUGAGGAAAGAUCCAAGCUGCAGAGCGAAGCCACAGCAAUCUCUGCCGAUAUUCGAUCGCUCCGCAAGGAUAUGGCCGACGGCAAGCAAGCGAUGGAGGUUAUCGAGCAGCGAUUUCAAAAGCUGCGCUCGCGUCGCAGCGAACAAGACGAGGCGAGAAAGGAACUGUGGCGAAAGGAUAACCUAGCAAGUGCCUCGCUCGAAGCCGGUCGCGACGAGCUGUCCAAGUACGAGCAGGGGUUGAUGUCAACGAUGGACCGCAACACCAGCGCGGGUAUUCAGGCCCUUCGUCGAGUCGUCGACAAGCUCCGGAUCAGUGGUGUUUACGGGCCACUAUACGAACUCUUUGAUGUCGAUGAGCAGUUCCGCACAGCCGUCGAAGUGAUUGCUGGUAACAGCCUGUUCCAUAUCGUCGUCGACACGGACGAGACCGCGACCCGCGUGCUGGAAGCGCUGAACAGGGAGCGCGUCGGUCGCCUCACCUUCAUGCCCCUGAAUCGGCUCAAGACCAAACCCGUCGAGUACCCGGUGUCUCACCACGCCAUACCGAUGAUCAGCAAGCUGCGAUUCGACCGCCUCUACGAGAAGGCGUUUCUGCAAGUCUUUGGAAAGGCCAUCAUCACAUCGACCCUCGAAGUCGGUGCAAGCUUUGCCAAGAGCCAUGGUCUGAACGCAGUUACCCUCGAUGGCGACCAAGCCGAUCGCAAAGGCGCUCUUCGUGGCGGCUAUCAUGACGUUCGCAAGUCUCGUCUUGAGUCGAUCGGGCUCAUCAAGCAGCUCAAGCGCGAGCUUGAGGACGAGGCCAAGAAGAGUGAGUCUAUCAAGCAAGAGCUUGCCCGCGUCGAUCAAGAGAUCACCCUCAUCCGUGACGAGUUGGGCCAGUGCGACGCCGAGCGAAAGGAGAUAUUGGACAAGCGCGAGCCCUUGACUGCCAGGCUGAGCAAGCUGAUCCGAGAUGAGGCUUCUCUAAAGGAAACCAUUCGAGAACUGGAGCUGUCCGAGGAAAGUAUCGCCUCGGGCAUGCGAGCGCUUGAGUCGCAAAUUGAGGCGUAUCAAACCGAGCUUCGGACAGUGCUGCAGCAGAAUCUCUCCGACGCAGAGUCGGCCCGGCUGGCCGAUCUGGGAAUCGAGCUUGACCACGCUCGUACUGAGCUCAACGGCAUCUCGGCCCAAAAGUCAGAGCUCGAGACACCCAAGGCCCUGUUAGAGAUCGCACUGAAUUCGAAUCUGAAGCGCCGCAGAGAAGCCAUCCAGACACAGCUCGAGGCAAUCGACUCUGGUGAUGGUGCAGACGAGAUUCAAGUUCGAACAGCCGAAAUCGAGACUCUCAACAAGGCAAUCAACAGGAUUCAGAAGCGCAGCGACGAGGUCGAGUCGGACUUUGAUCAGAUCGUGUCCAAGCAGCGCGAGGAGAGCCAGGCGCUCGAAAAGCUGAGACUCUCUCAAAUGGAGGACUAUCGUGGCAUCGAGCAGCAGCAUCGCGGCGUCGAAAAGUAUAUGCAACGCAAGGCGCUGCUGAUGAAGCGCAAGGAUGAGUGCGACAAGAAUCUGCGUGAGGUUGGCGUUCUGCCGGAAGGUCGACAAAAGUACGAAGACAUGGACACCAAGAAGCUUGUCAAGGCCCUGCACAAAGUCAAAGAGGAGCUCAAAAAGUACAGCCACGUCAACAAGAAGGCUUUUGAGCAGUACAGCAACUUUACCAAGCAGCGGGACGUGCUGGAGAACAGGAAGCACGAGCUGGAUGAGUCAUCGCAGUCGAUCAACAAUUUGAUCGAUGUCCUCGACCGGAGAAAGGACGAAGCCAUCAGCAGAACGUUCAAACAGGUGGCCAAGUACUUUGGUGAAGUUUGGGAGAAGCUCGUGCCUCAGGGUCGUGGCCGUCUCAUCAUGCUCAGACGAGCGGAUCUGAGCGAAGAAGAUAUCCAGGAUCUCGAGGAGGAAGAGGAAUCCGAGGGACUCUCUCAGCGGGCUUCCCAGACCCGCACCAGCGCUAUCGACCAAUUCGUCGGUGUUGGCAUCCAGGUCUCCUUCAGCUCGAAAACGGACGAGGGCCUCCGAAUGUCGCAGCUCUCGGGAGGGCAAAAGUCGCUGGUGGCGCUCGCGCUUAUCUUUGCUAUCCAGAAGUGCGACCCGGCGCCCUUCUAUCUGUUUGAUGAGAUUGACGCGGCUCUGGAUGCGCAAUACCGCACGGCUGUUGCCAACAUGGUCCAUGAACUCUCGGGCAAGGCCCAGUUCAUCACGACAACCUUCCGUCCAGAGCUCUUGGUCCACGCAGACAAGUAUUACGGCGUGACGUUCACCAACAAAGUUUCGCAAAUCCAGAUCCUCUCCAAGGACGAGGCCCAGGCCUUCGUCCAGGAAUGAGCGACUCUGCUCCUUCUGCUGCUCGAUUCUCCCCGCACCCCCUCCUCUCACCCACCAUGACGCAAUCCGAGCAUCCGCUCCCAGUGCCUUUGCAAAUACAUUGAAAUACUGCGAAUUCUGUUCGCUAGACAGAAUCACAGGCGCAGACCGCCCACUAGUUGGAAA
Polychytrium aggregatum is the source of this 3844-nucleotide messenger RNA. RefSeq names its product structural maintenance of chromosome protein. Gene Ontology annotation, molecular function: ATP hydrolysis activity; protein binding; double-stranded DNA binding. The transcript has 20 exons. Bases 71 to 3679 code for a protein of 1202 amino acids. Lineage: Eukaryota; Fungi; Chytridiomycota; Chytridiomycetes; Polychytriales. Gene Ontology annotation, biological process: mitotic sister chromatid cohesion. The record is from RefSeq and is a predicted model, not a curated record. Gene Ontology annotation, cellular component: chromosome.